Messenger RNA from Telopea speciosissima, 1722 nucleotides. Its product is annotated as rubisco accumulation factor 1.1, chloroplastic-like. Bases 85 to 1497 code for a protein of 470 amino acids. The transcript has a single exon. Gene Ontology annotation, cellular component: chloroplast. NCBI's taxonomy places the organism in Eukaryota, Viridiplantae, Streptophyta, Magnoliopsida, Proteales, Proteaceae. The record is from RefSeq and is a predicted model, not a curated record.
AAGACUGUUGCAGAGGAUAACUGCAGACAUCAACAAGAUAAGAGCUAUCUCUCUCUCUCUCUCUCGCUAGCUCGCUUGCUUUCCAUGAUUCUUUGCACAAUUUCACAGCCCAGCACUGCCACAACAAUGCUCUCUCUAAAUCCCACCAAGCCACUCUCGCUCUUCCACUCACAACUACAGUCUGGUUCUCCAUUCCUGAACCAGAAACAACAACAACCACCAUCUCGCCUGCUUCACCUACGCAACGUCAAACCCACCACCACCACACUCUCAGUUACCGCAGCUACUGCAGGCACUGGCAGCGCCGCCUCAUCAACCCCAUCCAAUAACCAAGUCUACCAACCCUUCCGCCCACCUCCCUCCUCUGUUCCCUCCCAAUUCCGCAAUCUCGGAACCGACGGCCGUCUCGAAGUCCUCCAGAACCGUCUGGGUCUCUGGUUCGAGUACGCCCCACUCAUCCCCUCCCUUUUUCAGGAAGGCUUCACUCCUUCCUCCAUCGAAGAAGCCACUGGCAUUUCAGGCGUCGAACAGAACCGCAUCGUCGUCGCUGCCCAAGUACGCGACACCCUCGCUCAAUCCAACUUCGACCCUGAAACUCUUUCCUUCUUCGACAACGGUGGCGCCGAGCUCCUCUACGAGAUCCGCCUCCUCAACGCUGCUCAGCGGGCCUCCGCCGCUGCUUUUAUCGUCCAGAAUCGCCUAGACGCACGCGGAGCCAAUGAGCUCGCUCGGGCUAUGAAGGAUUUCCCUCGAAGACGCGACGACCAAGGUUGGGAGAGCUUCACCUAUGCCUCCCCAGGCGAUUGCCUCUCUUUCAUGUAUUUUAGGCAAAGCAGAGAGCACCGGGAUCUGUCGGAUCAGCGGAAGUCGGCGCUUGAACGAGCAUUGGAGGUAGCAGAGACGGAGAAUGCGAAACGGAGGGUUCUGGAUGAAUUGGAGGCGAAAUCUGAUCAGGGAGAAGGAAAAGGGGAACUUGGGGUUAGGAUUAAGGUUCCGGUAGUGAGGUUGAAAAUUGGAGAGGUUGCGGAGGCCACGUCGGUGGUGGUUUUGCCCGUCUGCGAAGCGGGUGAAGGAGAGAGAGGGGUGCUGGAAGCUCCUGGGGAGUGUAGAAGCGAAGGUGAGUUUGGGGUGGUGGUGGCUGAGAAAGGGUGGAGAAGGUGGGUGGCUCUGCCGGGAUGGGAGCCCGUGGUGGGACUAGCGAAAGGGGGAGUGGCGGUGGCGUUUGGAGACGCGAGGGUUUUGCCAUGGAAGGUGAAUCGGUGGUACAAGGAGGAAUCAAUUCUAGUGCUGGCUGAUAGAGAGAAGAAAGAAGUGGAAGCUGAAGAUGGGUUCUAUCUCGUUGCAUCUGUAGCAGAUGGUCAUGGUGUUCUAAAGGUGGAAAGAGGAUCAGCAUUGAAGGAGUUGGGUGUGAAGCAGUGUUUGGGAAAUGUAGUUUUGGUGGUUAGGCCUCCUAAGGAAAAAACUGAUGAUCAACUGCAGGAUGAUGAUUGGGAGUGAGAAUGAGAAUUAAAGGCCAAUACAGAGAAGGGUUUUUUUCAUUCUUUUCCCCUUCUCCUCAUUUAUAAAUGGAAUAAGUUGAAGUUUAGUACCUGAUGGACACAAGUCACACAGCAAUGCCACACUUUUGAAGGGGUGAUUAGAUAGAGGUGCUUGGGAAUCAAUGAUUUGGUCUCAUUGUGAAUGUAAGCUACAUAUGAAUCCAAAUUUCCUCUUUUUUGUUUC